Cutaneotrichosporon oleaginosum is the source of this 628-nucleotide messenger RNA. RefSeq lists its product as uncharacterized. The record is from RefSeq and is a predicted model, not a curated record. Gene Ontology annotation, molecular function: protein binding. Lineage: Eukaryota; Fungi; Basidiomycota; Tremellomycetes; Trichosporonales; Trichosporonaceae.
CUCAAUGUCGCCGUCGACCACGCCCCCUGCAGCCGCCGCCCCAGCAUCCGCCGCUGCCCCCGCGGCCAACGCCGACGCCAACGGCGCGUCCGGCCCCCACCCCGCCCUCCCCCCCGAAGCCCUCGACCUCGCCGCCAAGCUCUUUGACCUCGCGCGCGCCGGCGACGCCUCCCUCCUGCCCUACGUCGACGCGGGCAUCCCCGCAAACCUGACGAACAGCGCGGGCGACACACUCCUCAUGCUCGCCGCAUACCACGGGCACGUGGAGCUCGUGCGCGGCCUCCUCGCGCGCGGCGCGGACCCCGACGCCGUGAACGGCAAGGGGCAGGCGCCGAUCGCGGGCGCCGUGUUCAAGGGCCACGAGGGGGUGGUGCGUGCGCUCUUUGACGCCGGCGCGGACGUCACGGCCGGACAUCCGAAUGCGCGCGAUUGCGCGGUCAUGUUCAGGAGGGAGGAUUAUGUGCAGCUCUUCGCGUCGCGGUCGUGAUUGUAGGUGGAAGGAUGGAGAGGGCUGAUGGCAGAGAGUACAAGUCGGAGAAUGGAUCAGUAGGACUUUAGGUGGAUGGAUGCCACAACGAGUGGCGCUUGUGUCACAUGGGACGGAGGAGCAGAUGCACAUGCACAACUC